UAUCAGUGUCCUCAUCUUAUAAUAUCAGCCUACUACCAAAGUCCACCAUGGUCAGUACACGGUCAUCUGCUGCUAAAGAGCCAGAAACACACGUUAUCACUGGAGGAGGUGGUUUCCCAGGUUUCUCUUUAGGAAAGAGAUUAGCCAAGAAAGGUCAUAAGGUCAAACUAUUUGAUUUGAAGGAGCCUGUCUGGGAGCUUGAAGAUGGAAUGGAAUUCAUUCAGGUGACUUUUCUGUUUCAUCUUGACCUUGACCUCAUUAGUGUAAAUUUUUUUUAAAAAUCUAACCGUUGAAUACAUUUAAUGGUAUUCUCAUGCAUUUUUCUUAAGCAUUACCAUUAAUCUAUGUAAUAUUUAAAAAAAAUAUUUCUAGCAUUCACUGGUCUUAAUAUAAUGAUUAUGGCCCCUGUUUCUUUCUGAUUCUCUCUUCAACAAAAUGUGCAUAGGUAAAAAAUGAUCUUCAAUAAUAUUCUUUUAAAAAAAAAACUAGUAAGGUUCUUUUCAAAUAUGCAAGUAUUCCUUGAGUUUGAUUACUUACCUUUGUUAUUUAGAAUUUAAAAUUGUUCCACCAUCAGGAGAAAACAACAAAUAUAAAACCACCUCAUAAUCCAUUUUACACAGCAUUUAAAAGUCCUUUAGUUUUUUUUCACAUUUAAUCCAUGCUUUAGUUUAAUCCAGGAACCUUGCAUGGGCUACAUCCUCUAUCCACUUUGAAAUCCAAGGCAGCUGAAAAAUAAUGAAAUAUGUUUUAUUAGAAAGAAGCAAGGCCAAGCACUCAUUCAUUUCAUUAUAUCAGUCAAGUAAACAUAAGUUAUGGGGAUUUCUAAUCAGAAUCUCUCUCUAAUGUUUCCACACAAAGAAAAUCCUGAAGUUUUAGUUUAGAUACGUAAAACUAUCAAUUAUUUUAAAAUUUUUUCCUGAAUAAAAAAUGUUUUCUAAGAUUAACGUUUUUUAGGAGCACUGCGCUCUGAUACGACACCUGUACGCUAUUUUGAUGGGGCUUAUUGUCAAUCUAUUCAGGGCAAUAUCACGGAGGGAGAAACUCUAUCCCAAGUUAUCAAGGGAGCCAGUGCUGUUUAUCAC
This is a messenger RNA of Lymnaea stagnalis (great pond snail), 1082 nucleotides long. The record is from the annotation of a GenBank genome assembly. NCBI's taxonomy places the organism in Eukaryota, Metazoa, Mollusca, Gastropoda, Lymnaeidae.